This is a messenger RNA of Rana temporaria (common frog), 5990 nucleotides long. It is a transcript of the gene PCF11, whose product is annotated as PCF11 cleavage and polyadenylation factor subunit. NCBI's taxonomy places the organism in Eukaryota, Metazoa, Chordata, Amphibia, Anura, Ranidae. Gene Ontology annotation, molecular function: RNA polymerase II complex binding; mRNA binding. The record is from RefSeq and is a predicted model, not a curated record. Gene Ontology annotation, biological process: termination of RNA polymerase II transcription. Bases 141 to 5462 code for a protein of 1773 amino acids. Gene Ontology annotation, cellular component: cytoplasm; mRNA cleavage factor complex. The transcript is spliced from 16 exons.
GCGUCGGCGCCAUUUUGUCCGUGAAAGGCCGUCCGGGGGGAGAGCCCGAGGAGUCCUUCGCACGAUGCUGGAGGCCGGUCCUUGUUAGUCCCCCCCUCCUCAGCCGGUCACCCGUCCGCUCCUCACCCUUCUCCUUCACCAUGGCGGGGGACGAGGCCCGAGAAGACGCCUGCCGGGAGUACCAGUCGUCCUUGGAGGAUCUGACCUUCAACAGCAAGCCGCACAUCAACAUGCUCACCAUCCUGGCCGAGGAGAACUUGCAGUUCGCCAAGGAUAUCGUCACUCUUAUCGAAGCGCAAAUCGCUAAGGCACCUAGCUCAGAGAAGCUUCCAGUCAUGUAUCUUAUGGAUUCCAUUGUUAAAAAUGUUGGAAGAGACUACGUUGCUGCGUUUGCUAAAAACAUAGUUGCCACGUUUGUUAUUGUGUUCGACAAGGUGGAUGAAAACACUAGAAAAAGUUUGUAUAAGUUACGUUCCACAUGGGAAGACAUUUUUACUUCAAAGAAACUCUAUGCACUUGAUGUGAGGGUCAACCAGGUAGACCCAGCAUGGCCUGUCAAGCCUUUACCCCCUAAUGUGAACACAGCUAGUAUCCAUGUGAAUCCUAAAUUCCUGAACAAACCAGAGGAGCCUACUACACCUGUUAUAGCGGUGCCAAAACCUGUCCCGUCUCGCACUUUGAAACCUGAGGUACCAAAGUCUCAUCUUUCACAAGAACAGCUUAUAAGGCAGCAGUUGCUUAUGAAGCAAAAACAGUUGUUAGAACUUCAGCAGAAGAAGUUGGAGUUAGAAUUAGAGCAGACUAAAGCACAACUGGCUAGUUCAGUACCUGCAAAACCUAAUGUCCCAGAAAUUCCACACAUGCCUGCUAAGGCUGUGCACCCAACCUCUACUACACAUUCUGAGAAGAACAAAAUUCCUGUACCCUCCCAGUCUGACAAGGCUCCCGCGUCAACCAGAGACCCUAGACUUAACAGGGGAAACCAGCAUUCAUCACACACAAAAGAACCCCAUAAAAAGGAAACCAAGACCAAUACACCUGCACCACCAGACUCUAAACCCCUAAAACCUGUGCCAUCAGACAAACCUAGCUUGUCUAAGCCAGAAAAAAAUAAGCCAGCAGAAAAGUUACCCAAGAAGGAAUCUGUACCCUUGGACCUUAAAUCUAAGUCCAAAUCACCUUUACCGUUGAUACCUAAGUUACCCCAUGCAAAAGAUGGGAAGGCACCUGUUGCCGAUGGCACCAGAGAUUCUGGUACAAGAGACUCUGAUGUAAAUAGAAGGGAUCCGAGGUUACGCAAGCACUCGAGAGACAAAUCAUCUGAUGAUAAACCAGAAGAAAUUAAGGAAAAACGAAAAAGCACAGAGAAAAAGGAGGACCACAAAUCCUCUGAGCAUCGACCAUCUGGAAAUAGGACUAAGACUGUAAAUGGUAUAUUGCCGAAAAACGAUUUGGGUGCAAAUGACCCGGACAAACUUAUCCAAAAACCUGGGAGAAGUAGUAACCGAAAAAGGUCCCGAUCACGUUCUCCUAAGUCCAGGAGAGACAGACGAUCUCCGUUAAAGAGAAGACAAAGAAGCCAAUCUCCUCCAGUUCCUCAAAGAAGCCGCUCUCCUAUUCCUCCUGUCCUCAAAAACAGCAAGCUGCGUCAACCUGGAAGUAAACCACCUCAUACGAGUGACUUCUCAUCAAGUGCAAGAGAUGACAGACUUAAAAGGAUUCCGAAAUUGGAUCCUAGAGAUAGCAGGAGGCAGAAGAGACCCUCAGAGGAGAGGCAGAAGAGACCCUCAGAGGAGAGGCAGAAGAGACCCUCAGAGGAGAGGCAGAAGAGACCCUCAGAGGAGAGGCAGAAGAGACCCUCAGAGGAAAGGCAGCAAGAUGCACCAACACCGCUGUUUAGUAAAACUGGUUCAGAACCAAAAGAAAACGUGGAGAACUGGCAAGGGUCUAAGAUCGGGAAAAGAUGGCGACCUGGAUGGGAGGAAAACAAGACUUCUCCGAAUGAUGAUCACCACCAUGGCAAUAGAACUCCUUAUCCAAGACAUCGGGACAGCUGGCCUAAUAGUAAAGGAAUACUUUCCCCCCGCACUCCCAAGCAACAACCGUGGCUAAGUGUGGAUCCUAACCUACAAAUCCCAAAAGAAUUAACAAGUGCAAGCAAAGGAGAACUGCUUCAGAGGGCUAAUGAACGCUUGACAUCUGGAGAAAUUACACAUGAUGAAUUCCUUGUCGUUGCGCAUCAAAUCAAGCAGCUUUUUCAGUACCAAGAGGAUAAGCAGAGAUGUGUGUUUAGCAGUCCCACAGAAGAAUCCAGCAGCAGUGGAGUGCGAAAAAAGCCACUUCUUUCGAAUGCAGAAUUGACGUAUUACCAGCAUAAAGCUAGGUUAAGGAGAACUCAGGUACAGCAUUUUAUGGAUCAAGACUUUAUGGAUUUUCCCAUGGAUGAAAUGUCCUCUAUUGAUGGAGAAAGUGAGCACAAUGACAGAAUACCCAGUAGCUUGUCUGAAAGAAACCAGCAGUUCCCUGAAAGAGUGCGUCGUCCUUCUAUGCCUGGAACUCUACUCCUUGAGGAAGACCUCCCACAUGACCUUGAUCAAGAACUGCCCAAAGGUUUAAGAGAUGAGUCGCAGACCUUAUACAGUGAACAAUAUACUCUUGAACGACUCAGAUUAGAUGAAAAAGAGCAGGCGUCUUUGUUAGACAGUUUAGACUCGCUCAGCAAUGAGAGCUCAAAACAUGUUGGCUUACUUGAGGAGAGAAGAUUGCCACCACUGCAUGACCUGCCACCACUGCAUGACCUGCCACCACUGCAUGACCUGCCGUCGCUGUUGCCUAAUAGAGGUGAAGAUGCUGGCAGUCAGGGUUUUGAAGACAUGGACAUUAUGGACAGUAGAGAGAGCUCACCAGUCAAGAGAUUUGAUGGUCCUUUAGCCAAUCAAGCUGGAGGUCAACUUUUCGAAAACCUGAAAGGACAACCGAUGGACUUUGAUCCCAUGGGAAGCAAUUUAGUCGACACUCCAAGGUUUGACAAUAUUUCUGGACAGCCAAAUAACACACAAAGCCAGACAUUGCAAAGAUUUGAAGGUGUACAAAAUCAAAUGGUUAAUUCACAAAUGUGUAGUCAAAGAAUAGAGUCUUCUCCAGGUCCACCUCUAGUUCCAACAAGAUUUGAUGGACCACAAGGACAGCAGUUGGGAUCUCAGAUGUUUGAUGGGAUUCCUGGACAACCCAUAGGUCCACCACGAUUUGAUGGAGUGCAGCCAGUGGGACCUCAGCGGUUUGAAGGUGGUUUAGGACCAGGACCACAAAGGUUUGAUGACCCACAGAGAUUUGAUGGCGGGCCUGCACCACAAAAUUUUGAUGGACCUCAAAGAUUUGACGGUGCACAGAGAUUUGAUGGACCUCAGAGAUUCGAUGGAGUAGGCCCACAAAGAUUUGAUGGGCCCCAAAGGUUUGAUGGUAAUUCAGGGCCUCAAAGGUUUGAUGGACCUCAUAGAUUUGAAGGACCACCUAGACCGCAGCUACUCCAGCAGAGGUUUGAGGGUCCACCACAGGGUCCUCACAUGAGAUUUGAGCAACCAAUGUCUCAGCCAGUUAUGUUUGACGGUGCUGGACAACCAAUGGGCAAUGUGAGGUUUGAAGUUCCACAUGGUCCACGGUUUGAUGGUCCUCCAGGUCCUAGAUUCGACGGACCGCAUGGUCCUAGGUUUGAUGGACCACAUGGUCCUAGGUUUGAUGGGCCACCAGGUACAAGGUUUGACUGUCCUCCACAGGGUCCACGAUUUUCUGCAAGUCAAGGUCCCAGGUUUGAUCAUGGUCCUGGCCCACAAGGUUUAAUGAGAUUUGAUGGCCCUAUGGGACAGGCUGGGCCCAGAUUUGACAAUGUUCCUGUAAACAGAUUUGACAAUCACCCUCCCCAUUUGCCAAGGUAUGACGGUGUUCCUGGACAACCGUGUACAAGGUUUGAUGCCCCUCCUGGACACCAAACACCUCCUAGAUUUGAUGGCCCAGUACAUAUGCAGCCUCGGUUUGAUGCACCUAUGCCACAAAGAUUUGAUGGCCCCAAUCAACAGCCCAGAUUUGAUAUGCCUCUUGGCCCCCAAGGACAACGGUUCGAAAAUAUGAAUCCUCCUAUUGGACAGAAUCCUCCACCCAUUGGACAGACUCCUCCUCCACCCUUUGUUCAGACUGCUCCUUUUGAUCCCCAAAACGUGUUUCAUGGACAGUCGCAAGGAAUGCCAUUUCAAAGGCCAGAACAAAGAUAUGACCUGCCUCAAGGCCCGAGAUUUACUGGGCCCCCGGCCCCUGGAAUGCAGAUGUUUCCUAACCAGCUCCCCAGACCAUCAGGACCCUAUUUCGAUGACAAAAAUCCACAGGCGCCUCCUUUUGGGAACUUCAACCUACCUGUUGCAAGUAUGCAGCAAAACCCUCCAUUUUCAACUAUGGCUCAACCGCAACCUACACCUUUUAAUCCAGAGUCAAUGAUGGGCACAACACAAGCACCAAAUCAAGGAUCAUUUAUUAUACCACCCCAACCAGCUGCUGCCUUUCCUAACCCUGAAAAUCACUUGUGUCAGUUGGAUGUUAAUGAAUUAUUUUCAAAGCUGCUUUCAACUGGAAUCCUUAAAGGGGCAAAGUCUGAGCCAUCUUCCUCCCAAACUGAAACACCCAGUCAGCCUGCAACUGAGGAGGAGGAAGAGGAACCGGUUGAAGAACACGAUAUUCCUGAUCUUACCAGCUUUGUCUUAGAAGAUAUGAAACAACGCUUUGACUGUGUUAUAACACGCCUGUACACUGGUAUCCAGUGCUAUUCAUGUGGAAUGAGGUUUACAAAGUCACAAACCGACGUAUAUGCUGACCAUUUAGAUUGGCAUUACCGGCAAAACAGGACAGAAAAAGAUGUGAGCAGGAAAAUAACACACAGGAGAUGGUACUACAGCUUGACGGAUUGGAUAGAGUUUGAGGAAAUUGCAGAUCUGGAGGAAAGGGCUAAAAGCCAGUUUUUUGAGAAAGUCCAUGAGGAGGUCAUAUUAAAAACCCAGGAAGCUGCUAAGGAGAAAGAAUUUCAGAGCGUGCCGGCUGGUCCUGCAGGAGCUGACGAGAUUUGUGAAAUAUGCCAGGAGCAGUUUGAACAGUAUUGGGAUGAGGAAGAGGAGGAGUGGCAUUUGAAAAAUGCUAUGCGUGUUAAUGACAAGAUUUAUCAUCCUUCCUGUUUUGAAGAUUAUAAAAAUACUUCUUCCUUUUUGGACUCCACACCAUCUCCGAGUAAAGCACUCCUGGAAAAUCCACUGAGUGCCAUGCUAAGUUUAGUUAAGGAGGAAGCGACCGACACUACCGAAAUUGCACUCACAGUGAAGGAAGAGCCUACAGAGGACAGACCCUGUAGUAAGGGCGAAACCAUACCUCUGUUAACGGAGAUCAAAUUGGAACCCACCGAUCCAGAGCAGAAGCCGCUGCCAUAAGACUUUUCUGUUUGUAGUAUAGAAAUUUCUACUAAAUGUGAACUGGGGGCGGGGCCUCUGGUUCUUUGUUACUGAAUACAUUUUUGUAUUUGUAUUUCCAUAUUCCGACACAGUUUCAUGUGUAAUUUGAGGGAUGUGCACAGAGGGCGGAAUGACUUUGUACAAUAAGAGCUGUUGUAUAAAAAAAAGUUUCCACAUGGCUGUAAAUUAUAAAUAAAAAUAUUUUUGCUAUACCUGGAGUGUGAGGUUUCUGCACACCAUACAGAGGUUUGAGAAUAAAGUGCUUUGCUUUCUGUGGUUGACGUAUGUAUCUUUCUGGAAACUUAUUUUUUAUUUUUUUGGAGUUUAAAAACAAAGCUGAUUCUGCCAUUUUGGUUUUCCUAUAAUUACAUGUUGGACUAAUAACUGGUUGGUUUAAAGCUUUCUUCUUUAAUACAGUUUAUAAAAAAACUCACUAAUAAGAUCCAGGUAAAUUACAAAAAAAAAAAAAAAUGGAAGCGAUUGUGCCCAGGACAAAGCACAUCAAUA